Molecule: messenger RNA, 2516 nt
Organism: Rotaria sordida
Lineage: Eukaryota; Metazoa; Rotifera; Eurotatoria; Philodinida; Philodinidae
Source: the annotation of a GenBank genome assembly
UUUUUUCUCUGUAACGGUUUUGAGAAGGCCUAAGAUUUCAUUAUUAUUUCGUCAGACGUCUUCAGACAGACAUCAAAGAAUAGAUUGUCGAUCAAACUGUCGAGAGAACAGCCUAAGGUGUUCGCAUUCUUUUUGAGUUGAUAUUUCAUCUAUAAGUUGGCCUUAGUAAGCUAUGAAAGACCUUCAAAGGAUUUGUACCCAUGAGCAUUACUUGACAAGUUUUAAAAUGUUUGAGUAUUUUUCAUGCAUAUGAAAGUAAUGUCAAAUACUUUUUGGUAAUUAUUAAAAGAUAGGAGACUGCAAAUCUUUUUGAUAGUGAAUUUAAUGAAAACUAGAUUAUAGUAGACUUUCAAACGUUUUUUCUUUAGUAUCAUUUCUAUUAGAAUAUAAACUAUUCAUUUUCACGAUUUUCAUAUGAAGUCGAAUGUACACUAUUCAGCAUUGCGAACAAUUCAAAACUUGACAAGUAACUUUCAUGGGCAUAAACUCUUUAGAGGUUUAUCAUAGUUCGCCUAGCUCUACUUAUGGGCAAAAUAUCAACUCAAUAGAGUUGAAAUUUUCAGGACGCUAUACUGAUAAAUACAUCUGUCUAUGUGAAAAAUCUCAUGUCGAAAUACCGUGAUUCGAUUUGUUGGUAUAUAUAUCAUAACAGAGACUAAAAUUCCAGUGAAAUGCCUAUAAUUCUGAACAGAAGGCUUAAGAGAACUUAUUCUUUGCAGGUUUUUUUCAUGUGUCAUUAGAGUCUACCUUAUGCAUACAGUACGAAUUCAAAAGUGAUUGACCAGUUAGAAAAAUUUCGUCGUUAUAACAAACGCAAUCAAUCCUAUUAGUUAGCAAGAUUUCUGAAAAACUUUUUGAAAACGAAUUUAUUUUCUAAAGCUUUUAUUGAGCUUGACGGUGUGCUGCAUAUAAAAUGUAGUAUAUUUUUUUUUUGAUAACUAACAUAGUCAUAAGACUCAGUUUGAUGCCUUUCUGAAGGUACCUGAGAAGACAAUAUGAAAUCCUAGAUCUUCUGAAAAAUCGUCCGAAAUUCUGGACCGAAGCGAAAAUAAACUUUAAAUUACAUCUAAUUCUGUAGAAAACAAUUAAUAGAUUAGUAUGUCAGAUUUUUGGGAAUACAACGUUUUUUUUCUUUUACAGAUUCAAUGAAAAAAAACCGACCUGCAGAGUUUUUUCAAAAGAAGAUUUUGCUUAUGAAAAUAUCCCUUCAAGUUUUGACUAAUGAUAACUGAAAAUCACAUAACUUUCAUCUUGCAUUCUAAGUACUUUGACUUCUGACAACAAGAAUAAUUCUCCUAAGCAAGAAUUCUUUAAUAUAUAUUUUUUUUCUAGCUGGUUUUGAAUCUCGCGAUGGUCGCCGUCAUCCAUCAGGAAAUAAUAAUAAUAAUAAUAAUAAUAAUAAUAAUAAUAAUAAUCGAUCGAAUGAUAGAUUUCGUCAAGGUGGACGUCGUAAUAAUAAUAAUUAUAAUAAUUAUAAUCAACAAGACACUUCUCAAAAUGUUACUGAUGGUUAUGUUGAAGAUGGAUAUAAAGAUGAAUCUUUUAAUAAAGGAAAUUAUCGUUCAUCAACUUCAGGUAAAAUUCAUGAAUAUCAUCAUAGUCAAAGUCAACAACAUAAAAUAUCUAAUGAUGAUGUUUUUAUUGGACCUGAUACACCAGCAUCAAAUGAAGAUACAAUUAAUCAAACACAUAAUGAUCAAACUAUAACAACAACAUUUGCUCGACAAGAAAGUCGUAAUUGGGCUGAUUGUCCUAUUGAUGAAACUGUUACUGAACCAUCACCACCACCAAGUGUUAAUAAUACAUUUAUUAGUGAUGAUUUUCAAAUUGUUCGUAAUAAAAAUGUAAAAUCUCGUACAAAUCAACAAUCAUCAUCAUCAUCACGUUCUAUGGGUAAUCAAUUUAAUCGUAAUCGUAAUAAUGGUAAUCAUCAUCGUGAUGGAAUGUCACAAAUAGUUGGUGGACGUAAUUAUUAUGAACAACUUCCAACACAAUAUAUAAAUCAUUCUCAACAAUUUUAUCAUCAACAUCAAAUUCAUAUGGGUUCAUCAUAUCGUAUGAAUAAUAAUAAUAAUAAUAAUAAUAAUAAUAAUAAUAAUAAUAAUAAUAACAACAAUAAUAAUCGACAACAACAAUCAUCAGGAUCACGACAACGAUUAAAUUCUAAUAGAUCAAAUAAUAGUCGAAAUUAUAAUGAUAAUAAUGGACAUAGAAAAAAAGGAACUAGUGAUAGUUCGAAUGAUAUUAAUAAUAAUUCAGUAUCAUCUGAAACUCGACCACGUUUACAUUUAUUACCUCGUUCACAAAAACUUUCAUCAUCAACCGAUGAUAAUCAAACAACAGAACCAGCAACACGAAAUGCGAGUAUUUUUGGUUGUGGUAAACCACGUGAUGAACGUGAUCCAAAAUUGGUUGAGUUAAAUAAACAUAUUGAGGAAGUAGUUGAAAAAGAACAACAUAUACCUCGAACUAAAUCGUCUCCAUCGAAUGGAUCAAUAGAUGUUGUCGCCAAGUAA